Molecule: messenger RNA, 2276 nt
Organism: Glycine soja
Lineage: Eukaryota; Viridiplantae; Streptophyta; Magnoliopsida; Fabales; Fabaceae
Product: rop guanine nucleotide exchange factor 3-like
Exons: 8
Coding region: 401-1939 (512 amino acids)
Molecular function (GO): guanyl-nucleotide exchange factor activity
Source: RefSeq, a predicted model, not a curated record
CUCAGAAAGUUGUCCAACAUUUGCCCCCUUUUUUGUUUCCUUCACAACCUUUUGCUGCGUUCUUCACUGAACCAUUUUGAGUCUCAACAUAAGAAGCAUUCUUAGGGAGCUUUUUUUGGACAAGACCAUUUAACAUUCAAAUUUUUCUGCUUUUUCUUUUAAUCUCACUUUUUUUUUUGUCCUUUUUGUUUUCUAUAUCUAUAGUUUGAUUUCAAUGAAGAUUGUGUAUGUUUUAGGCUAAGUUCUAUCUAUUUGAUGCUUUUACAUCCUAUAUAGUAUGUCUCAAGGUGAUCAUGAAGUAUUGAAAAUUAGAAGCCACAAACACAAGCUCAACUUGUCACUUGAUUUUCAUGUUUAUGUGCAGGUUUUGAAGAAGUUAAUCACAUAUUAUUGAACUAAGAUGGAUAAAUCAUCCAAAUUUGAUGAAAAUUCUGAUGUGGGGUAUCACCCUUCUUCACCUUCCAAUACUCCUGCUUUUUCCCCAAUGAGUGGAGAUUCUUUUACAUAUUGCCAAACCUGGACAAGCCCAGAGUCUGAGACUGUAGAUGAGAGCAGCUAUGCCAGUGAACCUUCACCUUCUCGGUGGAGGGCUAAACAGGAUGUUCUUUCUAAGCUAGGAAUGAAGCUGCGCGAGCAUUCGAUGGAUGAUAAACUUGAUGCCUGUGUUGAUUCAGCCGAGCUUGAAUUGAUGAAGGAAAGAUUUGCAAAGCUUCUGCUCGGAGAAGACAUGUCUGGAAGUGGGAAAGGUGUUUGCACUGCAGUUACAAUCUCAAAUGCCAUUACCAAUCUCUACGCAACUGUAUUUGGACAAAGUUUAAAGUUGGAACCACUAAAGCCUGAAAAGAGCGCUAUGUGGAAAAGGGAAAUGAAGGUUCUCUUAUCAGUGUGUGACUACAUACAAGAAUUUGCUCCAACUGCUCAAUAUUUAGAAGAUGGCACAAUUGUGGAGAUGAUGAAAAGCAGACCAAGGUUAGACAUAUAUGUCAACCUUCCCGCACUGCAGAAGCUUGACACAAUGCUCAUAGAAAUAUUAGAUACUUUCCAGGACACUGAAUUUUGGUAUGCAGAGAACAUACCAGGGAAUUCGAGUCGAUUACGUGGAGCCUCAUUCCGAACAAAAUUUCCAAGGAAAGAUGGCAAAUGGUGGCUGCCAGUUCCUUGUGUUCUUCCUGGUGGCCUCUCUGACAAGUCAAGAAAGCACCUGAUAGAGAAAAGGGAUUGUGCUAAUCAAAUUCAUAAGGCUGCCAUGGCAAUAAACAGCAGUGUUCUUGCAGAAAUAGACAUCCCAGAAAAAUACAUAGAUAAUCUUCCCAAGCUGAGAUUCUAUUGCCAAGUGACUGAGGAUUCCAUAAAAUGUGACCCCAUAAAGCAAAUGUCUUGGAAUUUUUCAUCAAAUUUCAUAAGCCUUUUAUGGAAGCCUAUAAUAGCAGCUGAGUCUUGUAGAAAAAGGGAUGAUAUAGUUUCAAUUAAGAGUGGAAGAUCAAGUGUAGGGGACUCAAUUUACCUCUACAUGCAAACUGCAGACAAGUUCUCACCUGAACAACUUCUUGACUGUCUCAAAAUAAGUUCUGAACAUGAAGCACUUGAGCUAGCAGACAGGGUUGAAUCAUCAAUGUACACAUGGAGACGCAAAGCUUGUCUGACCCAUUCAAAAUCAUCAUGGAGCAAAGUAAAGGAUCUCAUUGAAGACACAGACUCUAAGGACAAAAACUACACCUUAGCCGAGAGAGCUGAAUCCUUAUUGCUUUGCCUGAAGCAAAGAUAUCCUGAACUUUCACAAACAUCUUUGGACACAUGCAAGAUCCAAUACAACCGGGAUGUAGGGAAUGCAAUACUAGAGAGUUAUUCAAGAGUUUUGGAAGGCCUAGCAUUCAACAUUGUUGCAUGGAUUGAAGAUGUUCUUUAUGUUGAUAAAUCAAUGAGGAACCGAGAUGUCUAGAAACCUCAACUUGGUUUUACAAUCGCGUCCUAACAGUUUUUCAUUCCAUCCAACAAUCUUUUCGUAAACUAUAUCUUUAGUAGAAUGAAGACAGAUAGUACAUGAUUGUACGAAAAAGAUAUUAACUUGCAUUUGUGUGAAUCAUAGUUGUUAAAUGUACUAAAGAGUAAAGACAGUUUUCAGAUUCUUUAAGCAUGAUUCAUAGCAGCUUCACCAAAAAAGUAAAUAAUAUUUGUUGUGGAUGAGAAAAUCAAUCAUUGAUAUUACAUGCGUGUGUAUGCAUGACAAACCUUUAUAGCAUGAGAAAAUCAAUCAUUGAUAUUACAUGCUUUAAGUA